Molecule: messenger RNA, 3597 nt
Organism: Pelobates fuscus (common spadefoot toad)
Lineage: Eukaryota; Metazoa; Chordata; Amphibia; Anura; Pelobatidae
Gene: RSPO3
Product: R-spondin 3
Exons: 5
Coding region: 817-1584 (255 amino acids)
Source: RefSeq, a predicted model, not a curated record
AUGGAGUAGCAGUCAAGCAGUCCUAAGGGCUUGAUUUACUGUGUAACAGAGAGCAGAGAACUUUUUUUCCAGAUCUGUGAAAAAAAAAAAACUAUAGAAUCUGUGUGGCUCAUUGGUAACUCUAUUCUUCUACUGCAGCGUUUAGAACCUGCAACUUUUUUUUUCUUCUUUCUGGAUCUCUCCCUAGAAAAGUCCAGCUCUGUAAAUUUUGGAAUGUUAGGUCGUCUUGACCAAGAAACUUGCUGCAGUUGCUCAAGUGAGGAGUCAGUGACCACUGCCAGUCUUUGCCUGUGAGGUCUGCUGGUAUAUUAACACAGAUGGCUAUCAGGGAGCCUGCUUGUCAGAUGGAUGUCUCUCCUGUGUAACUCAGAGUUAGGAGAAGUGGAUGGGUUGCUGCUGUUAUUGUUGCAAGUGACAGAUAGCUGGAACAGCAGUACCCCAUGUGAGCAGGAGCCGGGCUUCUUUUUGGUGUGUUUGGGCAAAAGUUCCUCUCUUUGGAUCUAAGCAGCACAAACUUAGUUUGCCACUUCUAUGCAAAAUGCUACCAGCAUCCUUCCACAGGACCCUGCUUGCUAACUCCACCACAAGCUUUGCAAGAUACCCAGGGCAUCUGAAAAUUGAGAAAUAACCCUCUCCUGACCAUUAACCCCCUCUGCUCCAUUGUGCUUCCUGACAAAUUUCUUUGGAUUUAUUUUUAAUCUUUCUGGAUUUUGGGGCACAUUUUGGAUCGACCCUGAGAGCAUCAUUUGGAGACAACACUCCAGACUUUAAAAAAAAAAAAAAAAAAAAUAGAGGAGAAAGCAUUAUAAGGUUACUAUGCAAUUUCGACUGAUUUCUUGGUGUUUUAUCAUUUUGAACUUCUUGGAAUACAUUGGCAGCCAGCAGAUCCCCAGAGGGAGGCGACAUCGUAGAAUGCAUCCAAAUGUCAGCCAGGGUUGCCAAGGAGGGUGUGCUACAUGUUCUGACUACAAUGGCUGUUUGUCAUGUAAACCUCGACUAUUUUUUGCUCUGGUGAGGAAUGGCAUGAAGCAAGUUGGGGUUUGCCUGCCCUCUUGUCCAAGUGGAUACUUUGGAAUGAGAUCUCCAGAAAUAAAUAAAUGUACAAAAUGUAAAGCUGAUUGCGAAACAUGUUUCCACAAAAAUUUCUGCACAAAAUGCAAGGGUGGAUUUUACUUACACAGUGGAAAAUGCCUUGAAACAUGUCCAGAAGGCUUUGAAAAUAACAACCACAGCAUGGAGUGCAGUAACAUAGUGCACUGUAUCGUCAGUGAGUGGGGUCCUUGGGGUCCUUGUACAAAGAAGGGUAAGACUUGUGACUUCAAAAGAGGAAAUGAAACCAGAGUUCGGGAGAUUGUGCAGCAACCUUCAGCAAGGGGUACACUGUGUCCACCAACAACUGAGACAAGGAAAUGCAUAGUGAAGAAAAAGAAGUGUCCAGACAGGAAAAGACCAAAUAAAAAAGGAGACGAGACCAAAAAGAACAAGCAGAAGAGAAAAGAUGGAGAUGUACCAAGAAAACAAAGGCAGAGAAAACAGGAGAGAAAUCAGAGAGGGGAUGAAAGGCCAAGUGAAGUCAAAGACUAGGAUACGAAAAGUGCAGAAGGUGCAGCCAAAAUCUUUCUGCAUUACCUUUGGACGUUGUAGGCCUCACAAGUGUGACUGGCUUUUGAUGCUGCUAUACUGAUCACAUCCACAUUAGACUGUACCCAUGGAUGGAACGGGACUGUUUACAUACAGCGAAGGCCUGUGCAACAUUCUAAGCCUCCGUCAUCCUUAAUGUGGAAAUGCUGAAAAAAAAGAGAGAACAUUUUAGGUGAAUGAAAGCCAGGAAGAAAAUAAUGAGUUAAAGUGCUGUUAAGUGCGCAGUGGAUGAUUUAGUCUUGUAUGCUUCCUUUGCGUCUUUCAAAGACAACUAAGACAUUUUGUAUGUAAUUAUGAAUAGUAUAGAAGAUAUAUCAUUAUUAUGAAUGACACCUGGAUCAGCAACGUUUUUCUUUUUUCUUUUGUAAGAUAUUUUGAAGCUGUUUUUAUUUUCAAAAAUUAUAGGCAAGUUAUAUGCAGAGCUCAAUGGCACCAUUCCUCUAACACAUUUAUGUGGUUAUAUCAUAAAAAAUUACAAGAAGUACAUGUUGCUAUGAAAAAAAUGAAAUGGCAUAUGCAGUAAAAUAAUGGUUAUGUCUUUCCAUGCCAGCUGUAGAAUUGGAUCUUUUCCAAAUAACUUUAUAUCCUACAGUUCAAUUGAAUAAUAAUUACAAAAAGGCAGGAUUCAGCGGUUAAAACCAAAUAUUACACAUAACAUGUUGCAAAGGCUACAAACAGGAACUUGAAGCACAAAAUAAACAAAAUGUUGUUUUUUAUGCCUCCUCUUAAGAACACAAAACCCACUCAUGGUCCUCAACCCUUCCUUUCCUACGUAUUCUCUCUUUCUCUUAUUGAAUGCCUGUUUCUAAAUUCACAUCUGCAUCAUCCUUGUAUCUCCAAGCACCACAAUAACAACAAACUUCUUUCGCCACCAGCCUUCCACAAGCGCUUCUCCGUAACCUGCUAUUUUCCAAGCGUUUUCCUCUCUUCCUUGAAAUCUUUUCUCUUGUACCUUUCAGCAUCUCUAUGUUCCUCUGGGCCUGGUUGUGUCAAACUCAUUCCCAUUUGUUGUUUUUCAGCCCCUUCAUGCCCAUCAGCUUUUUGUAUUCAAUCUUCCAGGCCGUAGUAUGUUCCUCUUUAGCUAAGUCCCCUUUUCCUUUCAUUCCCAUUCUUUCCCUUACAGCCUCUAACCAUCUCAACCAUUACCCAUUUACACACCAUCAAUGUAUAUAUGUACUGUAGUUUUGUUCAUUAUCCUUACUGUUUAUUUCAACUCACUUCUGUUACUCUCACUGUGUUCCUUCCUGCCUCCUUCUUGUCCAUCUUACUUCCUUGUUUUCUUCUCGUGCCACUUACUAUUUCACUCUGGCACUAUUCUUUAAAGACUCCCUGUACUUAACAAUUCCUUAUUUCAAGAUCCAUAAUGUUUUUACUGGCAAAUGCCUGGAGCACUGUGCAGACAGAAUGGGCCAAAAAAUCGGUCUAGCCCAGCCUGAUAUUACCACCGCUAAGCAAGCUCUCUGCUUUUGGGGGCCCAUUCAUGCCUGUUUAAUAUAGUAGGUAUAUGACUAGAUGGUAGAGGCACUGGCUCUUCCUUCACCUAGUUCUGGAGUGCCAGUCAUACCCAACUAAUGGCAGCCCUGCUUGUUGCGGUCUUAUAUAAAAUGUGAGUGAGUGAGUGAGUGAGUGAAGGUGAAUCGGAUGUCACUCAUAUUUUUAUUGUUAAAUUACAACAUUAAAAUGUAAGCACAUUUGUUUUUACUUUCACAAUAAACAGGCAUUUAAUUUAUUAAACCUAGCCCCCAAAAUAACCUGUUUUACAAUUUAUGGUUAUUUUAUGGUUAUAAAAUAAUGAAACAAAAAAAUAAACCUUACAAGUAAAAUUGCUAUGUUUCUCAGUUUUAUUUAAUGAGGCAUAGCAUAUACUUUUCAGGCAAUAGCAGAUACAUCAUGGUCAACAGCAUGAUACCUUAUGCAUCUAUCAAAUGCUUCAGCUACACAUGAACGAGAACAAUU